This is a messenger RNA of Fonsecaea nubica, 684 nucleotides long. RefSeq lists its product as hypothetical. Bases 1 to 684 code for a protein of 227 amino acids. NCBI's taxonomy places the organism in Eukaryota, Fungi, Ascomycota, Eurotiomycetes, Chaetothyriales, Herpotrichiellaceae. The record is from RefSeq and is a predicted model, not a curated record. The transcript has 2 exons.
AUGCUCGCUCUUCGAAUUCCAACUGAUGGAUCUGAGGUCCACCUGGUCUCCGUUGACAUUAAGGACAGGCCGCAGGACGAUGGAAGUGCAGACUUCUUUGACGAUGUCGCGGACCUCAGUCCAUGGCUCGGGGAUGCGUUCAAAUACCGUCGUGUAGCUGAUUUCUACGUCAAAAACGUUGAAGAUCUGAGCGCACAAUUUCCACGCCUUGUCAGAGACGACGACACCGCACUUCACGGCCGAUACCUCCUAUACUACACGAUCCUCCCUACUCUACCAGUCAACAAAUGCUGCGCGAAUUACAUUGGGUUCGAUCCUCCAGCAGAUAGACUUUUCUGGAGAGGAGAUCUAUUCGUCGUCCGGUACGAGGGCGAGCUCGGGAUGGGCCAUGAAUAUGUGGAUGUACCUUUGACGUUGACACGGAUCAUCAAAGACAUUAUAAGAAGUGCAUACCAGCGACGAGCGUUGGAAAGUAUAGUAGAGGAUGAUGCUGAAUUCGAACGCAUCAUGCAACGAGACCGUGAGCGGCGUCCUUGGUUUCAUGCCGCAGUCGAGACAGGCGCCCUGGAACGGUUUCGAACGGGGCAACCGUUGAGCGACGGCGAUAUCCUUCUCCUGAGACAGAUGUCGGGUACUGUCCAGUGGCCAAAUGGUGACUCAGAGUCGCUGCCGCCUGCAACUUGA